AUGGGCCCCUGCUGUCCAGUCCUUGGCUCCCUGACCCAGCUUGGUGCAUGCUGGCUCCUUCUGGUCAUGGCAGGUGCAGAACAAGCUGAGCACCUGCUGGGACCACUAGAGACCCCAUUUCUCUCUCCCCGUCCCACAGCGUCAGCCCAGCAAGGUUCCCACAGCCAUGCCGAGGACCGUCUCUUCAAACACCUCUUUGGGGGCUACAACCGCUGGGCACGGCCUGUGCCCAACACCUCGGAUGUUGUGAUCGUGCGCUUCGGGCUUUCCAUCGCACAGCUCAUCGAUGUGGAUGAAAAGAACCAAAUGAUGACAACCAAUGUCUGGCUGAAGCAGGAGUGGAAUGACUACAAGCUACGCUGGAACCCUGCUGACUUUGGCAACAUCACCUCCCUCCGCGUGCCCUCGGAGAUGAUCUGGACCCCGGACCUUGUCCUCUACAACAACGCAGAUGGGGAGUUUGCAGUGACACACAUGACCAAAGCCCAUCUCCGCUUCACGGGCACCGUGCACUGGGUGCCCCCGGCCAUCUACAAGAGCUCCUGUAGCAUCGAUGUCACCUUCUUCCCCUUCGACCAGCAGAACUGCAAGAUGAAAUUUGGCUCCUGGACCUACGACAAGGCCAAGAUCGACCUGGAGCAGAUGGAGCAGAUGGUGGACCUGAAGGACUACUGGGAGAGCGGCGAGUGGGUUAUCAUCAACGCCACAGGCACCUACCACAGCAAGAAGUACGACUGCUGUGCCGAGAUCUACCCAGACGUGACCUUCUACUUUGUCAUCCGCCGCCUGCCGCUCUUCUACACCAUCAACCUCAUCAUCCCCUGCCUGCUCAUCUCUUGCCUCACCGUGCUCGUCUUCUACCUGCCCUCCGACUGCGGCGAGAAGAUCACCCUCUGCAUCUCCGUGCUGCUCUCACUCACCGUGUUCCUGCUUCUCAUCACGGAGAUCAUCCCGUCCACCUCGCUCGUCAUCCCGCUCAUCGGCGAGUACCUGCUCUUCACCAUGAUCUUCGUCACCCUGUCUAUCGUCAUCACCGUCUUUGUCCUCAAUGUGCACCACCGCUCCCCGGGCACCCACAACAUGCCCCGCUGGGUGCGAGGGGUCCUGCUGGGUUGUGUGCCCCGCUGGCUGCUCAUGAACCGGCCCCUGGCACCUUUGGGGUCCCACAACCCCACAGGCCCCAAACUCAGCCCCGUGUAUCACUGGCUGGAGACCAAUGUAGAUGCCGAGCAGGAGGAAGAGGAGCGGAGAUGGGUGUGUGCGGGUUGCUCAGCUCCCACUCUGGGAGCUUACGAUGGCCAUAGGGGCUUGCAGCGAGGGGCUCUGGCGCCCAAGACUGUAUCCCAAGAGUAUGAGAUACUGCUGUCCCCUCGCCUGCGCAAGGCCCUGGAAGGCGUGCACUACAUCGCGGAUCACCUGCGGUCUGAAGAUGCUGACUCCUCGGUGAAGGAAGACUGGAAGUAUGUCGCCAUGGUCAUUGAUAGGAUAUUCCUUUGGUUGUUUAUUAUCGUGUGUUUCCUGGGCACCAUUGGACUUUUUCUUCCCCCAUUCUUGGCUGGCAUGAUCUGA
Molecule: messenger RNA, 1569 nt
Organism: Ochotona curzoniae (black-lipped pika)
Lineage: Eukaryota; Metazoa; Chordata; Mammalia; Lagomorpha; Ochotonidae
Gene: CHRNA2
Product: cholinergic receptor nicotinic alpha 2 subunit
Biological process (GO): regulation of membrane potential; monoatomic ion transmembrane transport; nervous system process
Cellular component (GO): neuron projection; postsynaptic membrane; synapse
Molecular function (GO): transmembrane signaling receptor activity; acetylcholine-gated monoatomic cation-selective channel activity
Source: RefSeq, a predicted model, not a curated record